This is a messenger RNA of Plectropomus leopardus (leopard coralgrouper), 3060 nucleotides long. RefSeq names its product solute carrier family 25 member 21 (gene slc25a21). The record is from RefSeq and is a predicted model, not a curated record. NCBI's taxonomy places the organism in Eukaryota, Metazoa, Chordata, Actinopteri, Perciformes, Serranidae.
CUAGCCUAGCCUGAGAGCACUCGGAGAGAUAUCACUGUUGCGCUUUCUCCAGCGUGGGCUGCAGCUACAGGAGCUCAGGAAACUUCACACAAGACUGCGGGACAGCACGCCUCAGACCGCCGCACCGCAGAGCAGGAUCAGGACGGUAAAGGACGCUUUAACCAUGACAGCCAAAAAGCCGCAGAGCAUGCUCCGAGAAGCCUCUCAUCAGAUUAUAGCCGGUGGAUCCGCAGGUCUGGUGGAGAUCUGUUUGAUGCAUCCCCUCGAUGUAGUGAAGACAAGGUUCCAGAUCCAAAGGGGAACCAGCGACCCCAACAGCUACAAGAGUCUGGGUGAUUGCUUCCGGACCAUCUUCCGCAAUGAAGGAGUCUUUGGCUUCUAUAAGGGAAUCCUGCCUCCAAUUCUGGCCGAGACGCCAAAGAGAGCAGUCAAGUUUUUCACCUUUGAGCAGUACAAGAAGUUGCUGAAUUUGACCCCUUUGUCUCCUGGUGUGGCGCUGUCUGUAGCAGGCCUCGGCGCAGGCUUGACUGAAGCGGUUGUCGUCAAUCCGUUCGAAGUGGUGAAAGUCAGUUUGCAGGCCAACCGCGACUCCUUCAAAGAGCAACCCUCUUCAUUCGCUCAAGCAAGGCGCAUAAUUAAGACAGACGGAUUUGGGCUAAGAGGCCUGAAUAAAGGACUCACAUCGACACUGGGACGCCACGGAGUUUUCAACAUGAUCUACUUUGGCUUCUACUUCAACGUCAAGGAUGCUAUUCCCACCAGCCCGGACCCCAUGCUGGAGUUUUUGAGGAAGUUUGCUAUCGGCCUGGUGUCCGGGACAAUCUCCUCCUGCGUGAACAUUCCCUUUGACGUAGCCAAGAGCCGCAUCCAAGGCCCCCAGCCCGUUCCUGGAGAGAUCAAGUAUCGCACCUGCUUCCAGUCCAUGGCACUGGUGUACCGGGAGGAGGGGUACUUGGCACUAUACAAGGGGUUGGUGCCCAAGAUAAUGAGGCUUGGACCAGGUGGAGCGGUGAUGCUUCUGGUCUAUGAAUAUGUGUCAGGAUGGCUGCAGAGGAACUGGUAACAAAACAAAACAAACCACAGAAAUAAUACCCACGAGAGUGCCUUAUGGAUCAUACCUCAAUGUCAUUAUUGUUAGCUGACUCCACUGACAUCAAGCCAAAUUAGUGUUUUUUGAUUAUUUUUUUACCUUGAAAACACAAUAUUGCUCUACGAAUAUCAAAUUAGUAUUACAAUCUUAGAAUGCAACUUUCUAAGAAAAAAAACACAUCUUCAUCAAAGUUACUUUCUCAGGAAUUAAAAACAGCUGGAAUAUUUGAAAAUGGAAUACUUUUCUAAUAGAAAGCAUGUUUUUCACAGUGGAUCAGUAGAUUUUAAAGGCCCUGAAAACCUAUUGUUUCAAUCUGCUUCUCAGUAUGAAUAAUGAGGUCCAAAAUGAACACAGUAUUUUCUGUCAAAUUGAUAACAGUUUUUUGCUAUUUCACAUGGGACAUUUAUGCAUUUAGUACUUUUAUUCUGUGCUCCUCUCACUGAGUUUGAAGUGGGCAAUGCUCAGUUGGAAAUGUUGUGGGAUUGUUUGCUCAUGUUGCUCGAAUUGUCAGUGAAAUCUGAGCAAACUACACCAGCACAGUCCUGAUGAAGCAAAUUAUGUGAGUUUUUGAGAGUUAAACUCUCAAAGAAUAAUAGUGAAGAAUAUUUCAUCAUGAAGUAGCUUAUUUAGUCACAAAUACUUUGUUAUAGUGCUGAAUGUUGGAAACAAAGUUUUCAGGGGCUUUAAAGCUGGGGUAGGCAGUUUUCUGGAAAAGACAAUCAAAAUAAAUGCCAGAAUUUGAAAAUCCAGCCCUCCCCCUGCAGCUCUCCCCUUUCUGUCCUCAGUUCCUCCAACCAGACAAGCACACACUUCAUAAAUUUACCUGUACAGGUAUUAGUCACUCAUUUCAGUCAUCCUGGACGUGCCUGCGAUCCUGAUGCUGUUAUAAACAGCAAUUCAAUGAGAAUUUCUUUUCUUCAUGACUCACUGACUACAUUUACAUGCACAAAAUAUUCUGGUUUUUACCCUUAUUCUGAAAAAGAUAAAUUCCUAAUUUCUACUAAUGGCAAAUGAAAAUGAAUUUUUCACUAAUACUCUUAUCUACAUGCAGCCAAGUAUAGUCUGAUUAAUGACUAAUAUGUCAUUUAUCAUGUCAAAAUAUAGAAAAGUGGAUCAGCUGGAGCCACUUGUGCCAUUUUGUUUCUCUCCAUCAAAAAAAGGAUUCUUUCAAAGUUUCCUACUGGUGGCAAACUUGUUUGACUAUACUAACACAGGCUAGAUAUUCUAAAUCCUGAAAACAGGGCCACGAGGAGGUGCAGAAGUCCAGUUCUUUCUCAGACCACUUGAAUUACAAUAUGCUGGAGGGUUAUCAUGGUCUAAAUACACAAGCACAAACUCAAAAAGGCCUACCCCUGCUUUAAUGUUCAGUUUCAAAUGAAAUAAAACAACAAUGGUGUGAAGGCAUGUUUACGAAAGGACUUGCAAGAUACAAAAAGUCUGCUUUACACGCACUGUAGAGCAUGCAAGUAUAUGUCAGGAUUAUAUAGCUGCACAGCACAGAACACAGCUCUGCUGGACGCAGUGGCUCAUCUGCCUCUAUCAAACAUCACUCUUAUCUUCACGUAAGCUGCUCAUUAAGGAGCAGAUUUUGAAGUCAGCUACAGUGCACACAAUUCAGCAGACAUACAUACAGUUUUUUAUGGACACAUCUUUAUAUACAACAAUGCAUCUGUGAAAUAUAUACUGUGGUCACACCCAUCGUACUGAGCCUUACUUUACAUCUAAAACCAAAUUGCCGCUAUAGUGCCAAAUAAUUCUUAAAACAGAAUUAAAGUGUGUAAGAAUUUCUUUUACUCUGAUAUUUUUACAGCCUAUUGCAGAACUUUUUUUAAAAUAUCUUUUUGCAUGACUGAUAUUAUUUGUGUAUCGCCUUUAAAUUAGAAAGCUUUAUUAGUAAGAAAUUUUGUUAAUUUGACUUUUAUCUUAAUGUAGAAUUUGUGAAAAGUUACUCAAAUGUCUUGGUAACAAAU